Molecule: messenger RNA, 1734 nt
Organism: Oryzias melastigma (Indian medaka)
Lineage: Eukaryota; Metazoa; Chordata; Actinopteri; Beloniformes; Adrianichthyidae
Gene: esco2
Product: establishment of sister chromatid cohesion N-acetyltransferase 2
Biological process (GO): mitotic sister chromatid cohesion
Cellular component (GO): chromatin; nucleus
Molecular function (GO): protein-lysine-acetyltransferase activity
Source: RefSeq, a predicted model, not a curated record
UUUAUUUUGUAAGCCACGAACGAGACUCCGCCCUUCCGCUUCCUGUCGGAAGGCGCGCUCUUCAAAACGUCCGGGCGAAGAAGGCGCGAGGAGGUUGAAACAUUUCUGCGCGUGUUCGCUUCCCUCACGGUUCCGUGUCCUCGCGUUCUCAGGUCUGAAGAUGAUCGGCAGGAAGCGACCGACUGUGGACUCUGACAGCUUCUAUGGCAAGAACAGCCCCGGAUACCUCACCCCCCUGGAGAGGAGGGUCCUGAGGGAGUGUUUGCCCCGCCCUGACCCUAAUCCCGCCCCUAAUCCCGCCCCAUCUGUGGUCAAACAGAAGAAAAGCAGAAGCAUCUCAUCAAAGAAAAAGAAGCCGUCCAGACCCAGCAGUCACGGCAAUGCUGAUGAUCACAAACCAGGAGGCGGGGCUACAGCCAGGCGGUCAGAGGCCGCCCCCACCCUCAUCUUCAAAGCCUCCCUGAAACCGAAGCCCCACCUCUAUGUGGGGGCCGCCUUCUUCGGGACCGGCAGGAAGCCUGCGUCCAUGUACAAAAGGUCCACCCCCAAGUCAUCUAGGCCCGCCCCCAGCAGGAACCCCCCCCAGCAGGCGGAGCAGAGGAAGAGGAGGAGCGCUCUAGAGGAUGAAGAUGUUCAGAGUAGAAGCUCCGCCCCCGAUCAGCAGAAACUCACCAACCAGCAGCUCCAGUCUGAGAGUCUGAGCUGCACCAACCAGACGGACUCUUUGAUCUUCUCAGUAGACUCCGCCCCUCCCAAAGAGUCGGCUGCUGUUUACCCGAUCUUUGGUUCUGCUUCAAAAAGGGUCAGGAGAGCGUCGCUGCCACCAUCCACCUCCUGCAGCUCCUCUGGGGGCCUCCUGCGCUCCCUCCAGCCUCCUGCAGGAGCGCCGACGGAGAGGAGCGUCCGCAGAAAGAGGGAGGGGGGGCGGAGCGACCAGCUGAUCAUUGACGCGGGUCAGAAAGGCUUCGGAGCGACGACCUGCAGCUCCUGCGGGAUGGUCUACAGCGCCGACAACCCGGAAGACCUCUUCCAGCAUUCCCAUUUCCACCUGAAGCUGCUCGGCGCCCUCAAGUUUGUGGGCUGGAAGAAGGAGCGGGUGGUGGCCCAGUUCUGGGAUGGAAAGAUGAUCCUGGUUCUGCCGGACGACCCCAAACACGCUGUGAAGAAGGCGGAGGACGUGCGGCGCGUGGCGGACGACGAGCUGGGCUUCCAGCAGGUGGCGCUGAGCCGGCCCUCCCAAUCCAAAACCUACCUGUUUAUCAGCACCGACCGGACGGUGGUGGGCUGUGUGGUUGCUGAACCCAUUCGCCAGGCGUACAGGGUGGUGCAGCAGGCGGUUGUAGCCGAGGCCUCGCCAGACGACUUCAUGGAGCGCCAUCGCGCCUGGUGCUGCUCCACCGUGCCAGAACCCGCUCUGUGCGGCAUCAGUCGCAUCUGGGUCUUUGGGCCGGCCCGACGCCAGGGCGUGGCCACCCGCAUGCUGGACACGGUCAGGAGCACGUUUGUGUUCGGGAGUCAUCUGACCACAGAGGAGCUGGCGUUCUCUGACCCCACCCCUGAUGGAAAACUGUUCGCCACCAAGUACUGCGACACCCCCACCUUCCUGGUCUACAACUUUGUUGCUUGAAUGUUUCUGCUGAAGUUCUGAGGUUUUAUUCAUUUUUCUGUUUGUUCUGAGAAACCUGGAGCCUCGUUUGGUUGUACAGAACUUUAAUAAACGUUAUGAUUCUAUGA